AUGUUUUCACCGCUGGCCACUAUUCGCCGCCAGUACUACAGCGUGCUACGAUGGCCUCAUAUUCGAAAGAGCGUGUCUGUAGCGUGUGGCUCUGGAGGCUUUGUAGAUAUCGAGUCCGUGAUUACAAAAUCCUACUAUGAAUGCGACUUCAGCGCUAACGCCUACAGCAGUUUGUAUAACGUUGACGAAUUUUCACCUACAAAGUUCCUGGUUCUUCAUUUGUCUCCAUCACCGGGGAACGCCUACAGCGCAAAGCAGCUGCCGGAAUUCUUGUAUGAUUGGCCUGUGGCAAGCAUCAACUACCGAUGGGAGACAGAACGUCGCGAUCUCGCAAUUCAAGAUGCCGCCAGCGAAGAGCACGACUUUGCUGGCUCUUUAGAUUGGCCUACGCCGAUACAUGAUGUCGCUUUUGCUUACCAGUGGAUAACUAGAGCUCUGAUGCCUCCAAACAAUGGCCGAGGAGGCAUUUACGUCUAUGGAUCUCAUCUCGGGGCUGGCAUAGCCAUGUCUCUCUCAUUGACCGAGUCACGUCCAAAUGAAAAGUUUUGCGUGCGUGGCAUCGCGGCCUACAAUGGCAUCUACAACUGGACCAUGUUUCUGCCAGGCCACAGAAUCAACAUGAUUAGGUCCAUGAUGGACGUUGCAAGUCUUUCGCGGCGUACAAACGGCAACCUUCGACUUGAUACCCUGCAACAAAAGUUGGUAUCCCUGUUUCAAACGCCAGCCAGUCUCUUUGACCCCUUCGCAAGCCCAAGCCUCUUCUUCCACAACCCAGGGCUAUCCAUACCCGAAUCAUUUUACACAUCUACACAGCUCGCCAGCAUUAUUCGCAAUAUGAAAGGGCAGGUGAGCGACGAGUCCAAGGGAAAUGUCUUGCCCCGCAACUCGUAUCUUAAGUUCCCUCCUAGAGACUCAACGAUGAAGAUACCUGAAACCAUCCUCUUACAUGACGCGCCGUCUGGACCACCAACACGACAACCAAGAACAAAAAAGGGACUCAAAGGCAGUAGCGACGGAGACCAGAGGAACACAUUUAAGAAUCAAACAGAAGAAAUUGCUAGUUUAAUGAGGCGCAGUUUGGCCAGGAUUGAGCUUAAGGAGAAAGCGAGAUGGGAAGAGGACGCGCAUUAUUUGGCAGAAGAGCCGAAACGUAGAAUUCGGGUUGUCGAGGUAGGACCAGAAAGGGAGGACCUGGAGCUGAAUGAGAUCGGCCAGAAAGCUGUUUUGAAUUGGUUGGAUGAGAAUCUUAGAACUAUACACUUGAAAUAA
This is a messenger RNA of Trichoderma gamsii, 1269 nucleotides long. RefSeq lists its product as hypothetical. Bases 1 to 1269 code for a protein of 422 amino acids. The record is from RefSeq and is a predicted model, not a curated record. The transcript has a single exon. Lineage: Eukaryota; Fungi; Ascomycota; Sordariomycetes; Hypocreales; Hypocreaceae.